CGGCAGGGGGGUCCAGAAGUCAACACCAUGUCGAGUCUACAUAAGAGCCGGAUGGCAGAUUUCCAGGAUGUCCUGAAGGAGCCCUUGAUUGUGUUGGAAAAGCUGCGGGAACUCAGUUUUAGUGGCAUCCCCUGUGAGAAAGGACUGCGGUGCCUCUGCUGGAAGAUUCUCCUGAACUACCUCCCCUUGGAGAGAGCUUCAUGGACUUCCAUCCUGGCCAAGCAGAGGGAGCUGUAUUCUCAGUUCCUGAGGGAAAUGAUUAUCCAGCCUGGCAUUGCUAAGGCCAACAUGGGUGUGUCCAGGGAGGAUGUGACCUUGGAGGACCAUCCACUCAACCCCAACCCUGACAGCCGGUGGAACACCUACUUCAAGGACAAUGAGGUGCUACUGCAGAUUGACAAAGAUGUACGGAGGUUGUGCCCAGACAUAUCCUUCUUCCAGAGGGCCACUGAGUACCCCUGCCUCCUCAUCCUGGAUCCCCAGAAUGAGUUUGAGACCCUUCGUAAGCGGGUGGAGCAGACGACGCUGAAAUCCCAGACAGUGGCCCGCAACCGGAGUGGGGUCACAAAUAUGAGUUCCCCACACAAGAAUACUGGGCCGUCAUCCCUGAAUGAGUACGAGGUGCUGCCCAACGGCUGUGAGGCCCACUGGGAGGUGGUGGAGCGGAUCCUGUUCAUCUAUGCCAAGCUCAACCCUGGCAUUGCAUAUGUGCAAGGCAUGAACGAGAUCGUGGGGCCCCUCUACUAUACUUUUGCCACCGACCCCAACAGCGAGUGGAAAGAGCACGCUGAGGCAGACACCUUUUUCUGCUUCACCAACCUCAUGGCCGAGAUCCGGGACAACUUCAUCAAGAGCCUGGACGACUCACAAUGUGGCAUCACCUACAAGAUGGAAAAGGUGUACUCCACCUUGAAGGAGAAGGACGUGGAACUCUACCUGAAACUGCAAGAGCAGAACAUCAAGCCCCAGUUCUUUGCCUUCCGCUGGCUGACACUACUACUGUCCCAGGAGUUCUUGCUGCCUGACGUCAUCCGUAUCUGGGACUCCCUCUUCGCCGAUGACAACCGCUUUGACUUCCUCCUCCUCGUCUGCUGCGCCAUGCUCAUAUUGAUCCGGGAGCAGUUGCUGGAAGGGGACUUCACCAUAAACAUGCGGCUCCUGCAGGAUUACCCCAUCACAGAUGUCUGCCAGAUCCUACAGAAAGCCAAGGAACUCCAAGACUCAAAGUAGCCUGGCAGCAUGAGGCCCAGUUUUUGGAGAGAAGCCACCCGACCUCUGUGCCGUGGCAUCCAGGAUGUGCAGCCGCCUGUGGGAUCCCCAGCCCAAGAAGAGGCUUCAGGAUCGGCCCAUUCCAGGCCUUCUUGCCCUGGCUCUUGCCACCCAGGCCGCUCCCACUAGGGGCACACUGUGCUGUGCUCCUUCCCUGCCCAGCAAGUCCUGGCCCCUCCCUGCUCUUUAGCCCUGUGCCCCUUUGCCCAGGCCGCUGAGCAGGGUCAGAGCUCGUGAGGUUGUUUUGUGGAGCUGGGGGCCAUUCGGGGGCACUGGGAGGCUGGCAAGGGCCCCUCCCUGCCUCUCCUCUGUUGCUCCCUUUCUUGUUUCCUGCCUCCGGCCUUCUGGGCACUGGUCAGGGGAGGUGCUUGGCAAAUGGGCCAGAAACCACUUCUGCUGGGGGUUGGUGCUCAGGCUUCUCCAUUGGGAAGGUGAUUCUGAAGGAGCUAAGCAGUUGCCAGGCCCAGGUCACACCUUUGUCUCCGUCUCACUGUUGGUGUGUGUGUCCCUGAAUCCCCCAGGUGUUUGUUUCUCCCCCAUGUGUGUGCGCGCAUGCGUGUGUGAGGGUAUCAUUGUGUCCAUCUCGGCCUCUGCUGCUUCUGUCUCUCUACCUCUCUGUCUCUGUCCCCUCCACCUCUUCUCUGGAGGGUGUGCGUGGCUCUCAUUCUGUGUGGCCCUCCUCCGUUACUCUCCCUCUGCCCUUCUCUUGGGGUGCCUUAUGCUGAGCCUCUCCUCCCUCCUCCCCGCACUCCCCUGAACCUGAGAGACAGAAUGGGGAGUCUGGCUCAGCAAGGCUCCUGGAGGUCAGCUUGGGCCUUUGCAUCCUGUUUCCAUCCCCCAGCCCAAGGCUCCCUGGUCCCCCAGACUGGGUGGGAGUCCCAGUGCCUCACUAGAGGGCCUUGAACCUGCUCCCCAUGACAGAAAUCCUAGAAACCAAGAGCUGCCGAGAAACGCUGAUCCACGAAGCCUUGAGCCUCCCACCCCUGCUUUCUGCCUGGGAUGGAGGAGGGAGAAGCUGGAGAGCCGGCUCUUUCCAGAGCUUCCCAAAGUCCCUCCUGUCCCAAAAGAAAAGGGCAUUAAGGCAAUUCUGUCCCGAGUUGGAAUCUGAGUGUUUUAGGGGAGUCAUUCCUUUGGCUCCCAGGCCCCUCUCCCCCAGGGUGGUGAGUCCCACAAAGGGCAGGUGGCACCAAAGGGUGCCUCCCUGGGGCCAGGUGUAGCUGAGCUCAAAGUCCUGGGUCCUUUCAGUGCUAGGAGGGCCAUGUCUGCGCCUUUGUGAGCCCCUCCGCCCUGUGCAAGCUGAAGGAGGUGUUGGCCUUCUCCCCCGGUCACCCUGAGCAGGAGCAGUUGACUGCUCCCAGUUCUGGAGGAGCAGGGCUAUUCUGACCAAGUCCCCUCCCUCCUUUUGUAAGGAGGGUAGGAGAUUUGGGUCUGGAAAACUGGGUAAUGGAGUGAGGGGCUUCAUCCUCUCCCCAAACCGGCCAGCAGGAGCCGGGCCCCAGCAGUCCUCCUGUCCCAAAGCCUGCCUGAGUCUGGUGGGCAGGGCUUCUUGCCACCCUCCCCCGCCUGGUCCGUGGUGCUGCUGGGAUGUUCCACACUUGCCUUUUUGCCUCCUCUCCCAACAGUAUUUGGGAAACUUUUACUAUUUAUUCAGACUCCUGGCUAUUUAUUGCAGAUUGGCAAGUGCUUUGGGGCUGGGAAGGUAGAAAGGAGGAGACACAGUCCUUUUUCAUUUCCCAAGGUCAAAGUCAGCAUCCUCUUCCUCUGCCUCUGGGACCUUCCUGGCUUCCCAGCAGGGGCUCUGAGCUCUGUACUGGAGCUGAGUGUACAGGAGGCAAGAGCACUGGUACACUUGCCAGACUCAAAGACCCCUGGGAUGAGGCAGACACUGCUUCCUGCAGCCUUGUGCAUCCUCUACCCAGAACUUGUCAGCUGGUGGUUCCGCCCCAACUUUGACCCCUUCACAGUCCGAGUCUUGGGCCACUGCCUGGGACUCAGCAGACACUGCCCAGGACACCUGAUACAUUCCCUCUUCCCAUCGCCUACCCUCCCUCCUGGGACCAUACUACUUGAAUCACUACUUCUGAUUUGCCUUCAUGGCAGAGCCGGGUCCAGUGCUCUUUCCUUGACCUUAAAGUGAAGGUCAAGAGCACAAGGACCAUGUCUUAGUUAGGCUGAGCUCCCUGGUGUGAUAAUACCUGAGGAAAGGACCUGCCUUUGGUGAUUCCCCACCUCCAGAUUUUUGAGGGAGGUUCCCACAAAGCCAGAUCGUCUGAGAUUUCCUCCUUGACAAACUGCCCCCAGGACUUCAGACACUUACAGAUUGAGCUGUAUGAAUUC
Molecule: messenger RNA, 3606 nt
Organism: Galeopterus variegatus (Sunda flying lemur)
Lineage: Eukaryota; Metazoa; Chordata; Mammalia; Dermoptera; Cynocephalidae
Gene: TBC1D13
Product: TBC1 domain family, member 13
Exons: 12
Coding region: 28-1230 (400 amino acids)
Biological process (GO): activation of GTPase activity; intracellular protein transport
Molecular function (GO): GTPase activator activity
Source: RefSeq, a predicted model, not a curated record